AGGAAGCCGUCAUCGAGUACAUCAAUCGAGCCAAGAGCUACAACGACGAUUUGGCCGCAAUGGGAGCUGAGGAGAACGAAAAGGCAAUGAUGGGUUACAUUGUCAACGGGCUCUCGAAGGAGUGGGCAUCAGAUCGACCUGCGUUGAUUUGCAAUCCACCUGCAAAUAUGACGAAGCUUCUGGAGAUGCUGCAAGCCUUGGCGAUAUCCAAGGAGGAUGUGACACGACGGGAGAAAGCGGCCCAAGGAGAAAAUGGGGCUGCGGGUGUGGAGCAGGAGAAGCCUGCAAUGGUGAAUGCAGUCGCUGCAGGGAGAGGCAUGGGUGCAUGCUUCCACUGCGGCAAGAUGAGGCAAUGCCCUUGAGGCUAUUUGCACAAGUAUUUUCU
Closterium sp. NIES-67 is the source of this 385-nucleotide messenger RNA. The record is from the annotation of a GenBank genome assembly. NCBI's taxonomy places the organism in Eukaryota, Viridiplantae, Streptophyta, Zygnematophyceae, Desmidiales, Closteriaceae.